AUGCCUUCCGUGGUGGCUCCUCCUCAAACAAUGCCGAUUGCCAUAAUUGGAAUGAGUUGCAAAUUCCCCGGGGAUGUAACUACACCGGAGAAGCUGUGGCAGGUUUGUGCCAAUGGCCGCAAUACUUGGUCGCAGACAAAGGAAUCCCGCUUCAACUUGGACAGAUUCUAUCACCCACAGGGAGACAAGAUAGGCAGUACCAACGCAAAGGGGGGUCACUUUCUGGACGAAGAUGUAUCUCUUUUUGAUGCUUCGUUCUUCAACUAUACUGCUGAAGUGGCAAAUGAUAUGGAUCCGCAACUCCGCAUGCAACUUGAAUCUGUUUACGAAGCUAUGGAAAGUGCGGGUAUCACUAUCACACAGAUGGCCGGGAGCGUAACAUCCGUGUUCUCUGGCGCGUGUUUCAGAGACUACCACGACAGUCUGAUGCAAGAUGCCGACAACAUCCCCAGGUACUUUCUAACAGGAAACGGUGCUGCCAUGUUUUCCAAUCGCAUUUCCCACUUCUUUGACCUUCGCGGGCCCAGUUUGACGGUGGAUACGGGCUGUUCAACUAGUCUGGUAGCUCUACAUCUAGCAUGUCAAAGUCUACGGUCAGGAGAAUCGAAGAUGGCUCUAGUCGGAGGUGCUAAUAUCAUGUUGAAUCCUCACAUGUUCAUUUCUCUGUCAAACCUCGGAUUUCUAUCCGACGAAGGAAAGUCCUAUUCUUUUGACAGUCGUGCCUCGGGCUAUGGGCGUGGUGAUGGUAUUUCUAGUCUUGUACUCAAGCCACUUUCCGAAGCCGUCCGUGAUGGCGAUCCAAUCCGUGCUGUAAUUCGGGAAACCGCUGUGAAUCAGGAUGGAAAGACUUCUACCAUCACAUCUCCAUCACAGGAGUCUCAAGAAGAUUUGAUUCGCACUUGUUACUCUCUCGCCGGGUUAGAUCCUUUGGAUACAGCUUACGUUGAGGCUCACGGAACAGGAACGAUUGCCGGCGACCAGACAGAGGCAAAUGCAAUUGGUACGGUAUUUGGUGAGCAUCGUUCACUUGAUGAUCCACUGUUUAUCGGGUCAAUCAAGGCAAAUCUUGGUCACAUGGAAAGUGCCAGCGGUCUUGCGUCUAUUAUCAAAACUUGCAUGAUGCUGGAACGGGGUUUGAUUCCCCCUAGUGCCAGCUUUGAUGUUCCAAAUUCGGCUAUCGAUUUUCACAGCCUGAAACUGCAAGCUCCUGUCGCACUUACUACCUGGCCAAGCCACAAACCUCGACGUGUGUCGAUCAGCAACUUCGGAUACGGAGGUACCAAUGCUCAUGUGAUCAUUGAAGAUGGUUAUCAUUGCCGUCCAUGGGGAUCGAUUCAUGUUCAGAAUUUUGGACACGGGAGUGUUGAAAUCAAUGGAUUGGCGGAUACUCUUAGAAACUUCACUCUCUCCUCCGACGAAACCAGCCGACACAUCUUCGUGCUUAGUGCCAAGGAGGAAAUUACUGCAAAGGCGAUGGUGGAAAACUUGAUUAGCUACAUCCAGAAAAUGCGAAGGGCUCCCACAUGGAGCCUGGCUGAUCUUUCCCAUACACUAACGAAAAGACGUUCCGAUUUCCGAUGGCGAGUUGCUAUUUCAGCCCAAACCUUGAAAGAAGUCAUGGACGGUUUUACGGAUCCUCGAACAAGUCCAGUUUUAUCCGUGCACCCUCCUCGAGUGGGAUUUGUCUUCACCGGACAGGGUGCCCAGUGGUUUGCCAUGGGCCGAGAGUUGAUGUCAACCUAUCCAACAUUCUUGAGAUCCCUAAAAGAGGCUGACUCUUGUCUUGGCGAACUGGGGGCUUCUUGGGGGCUUGUAGGCAGGGAUGAGAAGACCACCAAAAUCAAUGAGCCAUAUUUGAGUUUCCCGCUAUGUGUGGCCAUUCAGAUAUCCCUUGUUCGUCUUCUAGUAUGUUGGGGAGUCUCACCCACUGCCGUGACAGGUCAUUCUAGCGGGGAGAUUUCCGCUGCUUAUGCUGCCGGCGCUCUCACCUUCAGGGAAGCCAUGGUCUGUGCUUACUUCAGAGGUUACCUUUGCAACAGUCUUCUGGAGGCUUCCGAUCGCCGUGGUGGUAUGCUCGCUCUUGGCGAUGGAAAGGAAGUGGCUGGCAAGUAUCUGCAGCGUGUUUCAUCUGGUAGAGCCAUGAUUGCCUGUUUCAAUAGCCCGUCGAGUGUGACUAUUUCAGGGGAUGUUGAUGCCAUUGAUGAGAUAGAAGCAAUGGCUGCAGCGGAUGGUAUUUUUGCUCGCAAACUGAAGGUAGGAUGUGCCUAUCAUUCACAUCACAUGAGCCCAAUGGCUUGUGAAUACGAAAGAAUCUUGAGCCAGCACCUCCAAGUGGGUGGCAGCUUUGAUGGCAUCUUGUUUUCUUCGCCCGUGACAGGAGGUUUGCUGGAAUCUGCCCGCGAACUAGGCCCAGCACAUUGGGUGGACAACAUGACAAAACCAGUCUUGUUCGAAAACUCCCUACGCGAGAUGAUAAUUGGAGGAGAAACAAAAGAGCAGAAUAUCGACAUGCUCAUCGAAAUAGGUCCACAUGGAGCAUUAGGUGGACCUAUUCGACAGAUACUGAGUCUACCUGGACUGGAAAAUCUGGAUAUCCCCUAUGCUACGUGCUUAUCUCGGGGGCAAGAUGCUGUUAAGACGAUGCAAGGUGUUGCGUGUCUACUAAAAGUUAGAGGCUAUGAUGUGAAUUUAGAAGCCGUCAGCUUUCCCACCGGCUCCAAAGUGCGGCGUGUCAUUUACGACCUGCCUGCAUACCCUUGGAACCAUUCAGUUGGCUACUGGUACGAGUCGCCACUUCAUAAAAGAGAGCGGGUGUGUGAGUAUGAGGCCCAUGGCCUUCUUGGAACUCGACUAGUCGGAUCAGUCCCAACGGAGCCUACAUGGCGCCACCGCAUCCGUGUGUCAGAGAUGCCAUGGCUGAGAGAUCACUUGCUCCAGUCUCAGAUGGUUUUUCCUGGUGCAGGGUUUGUGGCAUUGGCCAUUGAGGCAUUUUCACAAAUAUACCCAACAGUGUCAGGCUCACAGGGUGGCUAUGAGCUACGAGAUGUCGAACUCUUAAAAGCUCUUGUUAUUCCUGAUACUACGGAGGGGAUUGAUCUCCAGCUACUCAUUCGAAAGGCCGAUGAUGAAAAUCUGAAUUUUAAGAAGGGAGACAAGUUCCAUGUCUAUUCCCUAAGCCUCGAAGGAGUGUGGACUGAGCACUGUAGAGGAUUUAUAUGUGCAAGCUCAGAGACGGCGAAACAAAUCAAUCAAUCUUCCUUGCUGAGCCAAGAGAUCAGCCAUGGCGGUCACCAUUUGAGGAAGAUCAGCCCGAAGCACUACUACAACUCGCUUCAAGACAUUGGCCCUACGUUUGGCCCUUUGUUUCGAAAUUUGCAGGACAUUCGAGCCACUGAAUCAAUGUCCCUUGCCACAUUUUCCGUGCCGGAAAUCGCUUGCAACACCUCACUAACGCACAAAUCCGACCUUUUGAUUCAUCCAAUUAGUUUGGACACGGCCUUUCAUGCGGUUUAUUCGGCUAUACCUCUCGCCAAACUGAAGCAGAUGGGCCUUACGAUCCCGAUCUUUGUCAAAAGCCUAUAUGUCUCCUCCGACUUGAAAAUCAUUCCGCACUCCAUUUUCAAAACCUCAGUGCAUGUUGAUAAGACAACUUCCGAAGGAUUCGAAGCCUCACUGGAUGUGACAGUAGACGGCGCCACUCCGCCAACUGCCCUAAUCAAGGUUGAAGGGAUGCUGUGCCGGUCAAUUGACCGGGAACCCAUUGAAAAUCAUGAGCUUGAUCCAACUCUUUGUUUAAAGACCACAUGGGGAGGUCAUCUUUCAUUUUUGACGAAGGAUAAAUUGCACUACCAGCUGGCCGCAAAGAUGGACCCGAACGAGUCAGUGAUUAUGGGAAACCUGGCCCGAGCUGUCUUUUACAUAUCAGAAGAGGUUCUCCAAUCACUCACCGAAGAAGAUCAAUCCAAGCUAGAGUGGCACCAUAAACGCUUAUUUGACUGGAUGAAACACGCCCACGAAUCAUCUCCUGUCAAAUGGAGUCUUUCAACCCCCGAGGAGAAAAAUUCCUUGCUUGAGGAAGUGUCAAGCCAGAGUAUCAACGGAGAAAUGCUUUGUCGAGUGGGCGCUAAGAUGAUGUCGAUUCUCCGAAAGGAAGUCGAGCCACUUACUUUGAUGAUGGAAGAUAGCCUUCUUGAUCGGUACUAUGAGAAUGCAUUAAAGCUGCGUCGAUCCCUUGACCAGGUUGAGAAGCUGGUCACGUUAUUCGCUCACACCAACCCUCGGUCGAGGGUGCUUGAAAUCGGCGCAGGAACUGGCGUGUGCACCGCUCCUGUCCUCCGAGCGCUGGGUGCAGCCGACGAAAACAUGCCAAACCCCAAGCUCGCCCAGUAUGACUUCACCGAUAUCUCAGCAGGCUUCUUUGAAGCAGCCCGAGAGAGAUUUGGGUCGUUGAAUGGACGAAUGAACUAUUUGAAGCUCGAUAUCGAAGAAGACCCAGAAAGUCAGUCCUUUAAAAUCGGCACUUACGAUCUUGUCGUGGCCUGCCAGGUUCUCCAUGCUACCAAAAACAUACAAAGGACCAUGCAAAAUGUCCGAAAGCUACUAAAACCCGGUGGCCGCCUGAUUUUGGUGGAGAGCACACAAGACGAAGUGGACAUCCAAAUGGUUUUUGGAACUCUUCCAGGAUGGUGGUUGAGCGAAGAGCCCGAGAGAAUGCUUUCUCCAACGCUCACGGUGGAUUCCUGGACGUCACUUCUCGAUAGAUCUGGAUUUGGAGGACUAGACAUUGAAGUCGGCGACUGCGAGAAUCGACAGGAGUAUGUCAUGAGUGUCAUGAUGGCGACUGCCAGCGUUGAGCUUGAGUCCCCGCCCCGAGCCAAUAUCGCCGUCAUUCUUCCCUCGAAACAAGCGCCUCCACCAGAAUGGGUAAAUGAUCUCACACAGUUGAUUCAAACAACAACCCUCUUAGAUUGUUCGGUUCAUUCCAUGGGCCAGCCCGAGAUCCGGGCAGAUGCUUUCAUAUACUUGGGUGACCUUGAUCAACCCAGUCUGAACCAAUUGACAGUGGAUGAAUUCCAUAACCUAAAAUCCCUUAUUGGAGCAAGUCAAUAUGCCCUUUGGAUCACCAGAGGGGGUGUUAUGAACUGCGAGUCUCCUUUAUCUGCUCUGGUCACUGGGUUUCUCCGAACGUUGCGUUUGGAAGAUCCCAGCAAGCGUUAUAUAUCUCUGGACUUGGAUCCGGUCUCUGAUUCUUGGACUCCGCAAGCCACCAGAGCAAUUGUCCAAAUCCUAAAGAACACUUUUGCUGAUUCCUGGAAGGUGCAAAGAACGGAAUACGAAUUUGCGGAGCGGCAAGGUCAGAUUCUUGUGCCUCGAAUUUGCGAGGACUACGAGCAAAAUCUGGCUAUAGCAAAGCAGAUAUCGGAACCCGAGACCCAAGCUCAAUGCUUCCACCAAAAAUCCACAUACCUUCGAUUAGAGGCAAAAUCCCCCGGCAACCUGGAUAGUCUGGUUUUCAGCGGUGGACCCGAUCCACUACUUGCCGAUGGCAUGGUGGAGAUUAUACCACACGCAUUUGGGCUCAACUUCCGGGAUGUGCUUGUUGCCAUGGGCCAGAUGCAAGAAGGAUUCAUGGGUUUUGAAUGCACAGGCGUUGUCAUUGCGGUGGAUGAAGCUUCUACCCACAAAUUCAGAGUUGGGGACAGGGUGUGUGCCUUGAUGACAGCAGGACAUUGGGCAAAUCGAGUGCAGGUUCCUUCGACCUCCGUCGCACAUCUGCCAGAUGACAUGCCUUUUGAACUGGGAGCCUCAAUUCCAAUGAUAUACAUCACCGCUUAUCACGCCUUGAUAGAAAUCGCGCAUCUUGAGAAAGGUGAGACAAUUCUAAUUCACGCCGCGGCAGGAGGUGUUGGUCAGGCCGCGAUAAGUCUUGCACAACACAUUGGUGCCGAGAUUUUUGUCACCGUCGGCUCUCCAAAAAAGCGUGACUUCGUGCAUAAUACCUAUGAGAUCCCCUUUGACCACAUUUACUCCAGUAGGGACACUUCCUUCGCGCAAGGAAUCAUGUCAAUUACCAACGGUAGGGGAGUUGAUGUCAUAUUGAAUUCGCUGUCUGGGAAGCUCCUCCAGGCAAGCUGGGAUUGUAUUGCGAUGCUAGGUCGCUUUGUGGAGAUCGGGAAACGAGACAUCCAGCAAAAUCGUCAGCUUGAAAUGGCGAACUUCGGUCGUUCAGUUUCCUUCUGCGCUAUGGAUUUAGUGCACCUUGGGAACUACAAAGGCGAGAAGGUUUCUCGCAUCCUGAGGACCGUCCUUCGAAUGAUUGAAGAAGGAGAUAUCAGUCCGCGUACGCCGAUCACCACGUUUUCUAUUUCAGAUCUCCCUCAAGCAUUUCGCACCAUGCAAGCAGGCAAGCACAUUGGCAAGAUCGUGGUGAAGGCGGAUACAGAAGAUCGGGUGAAUGUAAUUCCUCGGCGCGAUGGAAUUCUCUUUUCCCCGGACAGCUCAUACCUCAUAGUGGGCGGCUUGGGUGGCAUUGGACGUUCCUUGGCGCAGUGGAUGGCUCAAAGAGGAGCCAAAUUUAUUAUUCUAGCCUCAAGACAUGCGCAGAGUUCAGAUUUCGAUUCAUUCCUAGAAACCUUCCGCGGGACAGGAACGGUUUGUGUGGCGCGGCAAUGUGAUGUUUCAAACGCAUCAGACAUCCAGCACAUGGUCCAACAGACCGAGGAUGAGAUGCCGCCGAUAAGAGGUGUGGUACACGCGGCUAUGAUUUUGCAAGAUGCCUUGUUUGAAAAUAUGACCUACGCGCAAUGGGAAUCGGCUUUGAAUCCCAAGGUGAUUGGCAGUCUCAACCUCCAUGACCAGUUUCAAAGUCCGGACCUUCAGUUCUUUAUUACCUUAUCCUCCGCGACCGGUAUCCUAGGAAAUCCAUCCCAGGCGAACUAUACCGCAGGAUGUACGUACCAGGACUCACUUGCCAACUACCGUGCCGCUAGGGGCCUUCCUGGCAUAUCGAUAAAUCUCGGCAGCGUGAAGUCGGUUGGUGUCGCGGCUAACCAAGAGGGUGUUGCCGACCAUCUGGAGAGAGUAGGGUUCCGUGCCCACGAAGAAGAGGAGAUUCUACAUCUCUUCCAGGCAGCCAUCCAUCGCCCACUGCGGAAACCAGGUUCGGCUCAGAUCUUGAGCGGGAUUGCACCAUUCUCCAAUCAUGAGGACCUUUCCUGGAGAAAGGAAGCUCGUUUUGCUGGCCUAUUGCGGUAUAAGAGCUCUGAUUCGGCUUUGCAAAGACAUGGCACCAGCGAUAAUAUUUCGCUCAAAGAAGGUUUGACUUCUAGCAGCUCACGCUCAGCUGCUGUGGAAUUCAUCAAUCAUGCCCUUAUAGUCAAGCUUUCUAGCUUGUUCAUGAUUCCAGAGUCAGACAUCAGCAUUCAGUUGCCGUUAGCAGAAUAUGGUGUCGACUCCCUGGUCGCAGUGGAGUUGCGCAGCUGGAUUGUCCAAAGCGCCGGGGCCGUUAUCAGUGUCUUCGAUUUAACUACGAGUCAGUCGCUCUCGGCAUUGACUGGGACAAUUGUGGAUCAAAUUUGGUCUAAGACGGAGUGA
Molecule: messenger RNA, 7593 nt
Organism: Penicillium soppii
Lineage: Eukaryota; Fungi; Ascomycota; Eurotiomycetes; Eurotiales; Aspergillaceae
Product: type I polyketide synthase
Exons: 8
Coding region: 1-7593 (2530 amino acids)
Biological process (GO): secondary metabolite biosynthetic process; fatty acid biosynthetic process
Molecular function (GO): 3-oxoacyl-[acyl-carrier-protein] synthase activity; phosphopantetheine binding; fatty acid synthase activity
Source: RefSeq, a predicted model, not a curated record